Messenger RNA from Emiliania huxleyi CCMP1516, 1292 nucleotides. RefSeq names its product geranylgeranyl pyrophosphate synthase (gene GGPS). The transcript is spliced from 8 exons. The coding region runs from base 13 to 1023 and encodes 336 amino acids. Gene Ontology annotation, biological process: isoprenoid biosynthetic process. NCBI's taxonomy places the organism in Eukaryota, Haptophyta, Isochrysidales, Noelaerhabdaceae. Gene Ontology annotation, molecular function: prenyltransferase activity. The record is from RefSeq and is a predicted model, not a curated record.
CGCAGCUCGGACAUGGAGGUGCUCAGACUCCUCGUGCUGCCUGCGCUGUGUGCCGCCUACGGAACGGCCCGCGCGCCGAGCGGGCGCCAUGCCUCGCGCCUCGCCGUCGACCCAGCGAUGGCCGCCACCACGGCAUUCGACCUCAAGGCCUACAUGGAGGAGAAGCGGGUGUACACUGAGGAGGCGCUCGACGCGUCGCUCCGCAGCACGUGCUCCCAGACGGACCUCAUCGUCGAGUCGAUGCGCUACUCGCUCCUCGCGGGCGGGAAGCGCGUUCGCCCGAUGCUCUGCCUUGCGGCGACGGAGAUGCUCGGUGGCGACAUCUCGGUGGCGACGCCGACGGCCGUCUCGCUCGAGAUGAUCCACACCAUGUCUCUCAUCCACGACGACCUCCCUGCGAUGGACAAUGACGACUUCCGGCGCGGGAAGCCGACCAACCACGUCCUGUACGGCGACGACGUUGCAAUCCUCGCGGGCGACGCGAUGCUCUCGACGGCGUUCGAGUACGUCGCCGCAAACACAAAGGGCGUGGCGGCGGAGAGGGUCGUCCAGGUCCUGCGCAUGCUCGGCGAGAGCGUCGGCCCGAUGGGGCUGGCGGGCGGGCAGGUGAUGGACCUCAAGUGCGAGGGGCAGCCGGACGUCGGGAUCGACACGCUGCAGUGGAUACACACCUACAAGACCGCGGCGCUGCUCAAGGCCGCGGUCUGUUGCGGGGCGGCGCUCGCCGGCGCCUCGGACGAGGACCUGGCGCGGUGCGAGACGUACGCGAACAAGAUCGGGCUCGCGUUCCAAGUCGCGGACGAUAUCCUCGACGUCACCGCCUCCACCGAGGAGCUCGGCAAGACGGCCGGCAAGGACCUCGACGCCGACAAGACGACAUACCCGAAGCUGCUCGGCCUCGACCGCUCGCGCGAGGUCGCCCGCGAGCUCGUGGACGAGGCCAAGGCGGCGCUCGAGCCAUACGGAGAGCGGGCGGCGCCCCUGCUCGGCCUCGCCGACUACAUCAUCAGCCGGAGCAACUAGGCCUCGCGGCCGCCUCGCUCUCCUCUCUGGGCAGCGCCUCUCGCCCCGCUGCUCCCCCUCCCUCCCCGUACCGUACCUCUACUGAUCGUGGCCCGAGGCGUCUUGUGCACGUGGCCGUUGUGCUUGGGAACGUUCUUGGAUGUGGGCCAAGAGACGACGACUGCGUGCGGUUCUCUUGUCCGCCCUCCGUCCUACCGCCGUCCGCCCAGUGCGAGUUAGCAGUUACAUCCCCAGGAGGGUUUGCGGACUGGCUCCUGCGUCGGUCUCGG